CAAAACACGAAGAACGCGGACGCGGAAGUGACGUCGCGGUGUUUACCUACGAACUAGCGAAGUGCAGAAGCCCAUUUAGUCCUGUGUAUCUCUCUUUGUUUUUGUUUACAUUAGUUAGCCACAGAGUUUUCCGCGUGGCCCUUCGUGUCGCGAUGGGCGCGCACGGAGGUCUGGGCAACGAGCCCGAUUCCAUCGACUACUCGGUGCACGAGGCCUGGAACGAGGCGACCAACGUCUACCUGCUGGUCAUCCUGGUCAGCUUCGGGCUGCUGAUGUACGCCAGGAAGAACAAGAGGAAGAUCAUGCGCAUCUUCACUCUGCCUCCCACCGCCGGCAGCAGCCCCGAGCCCAACUUCUACGACAGUCUGCAGAAGGUCCGCCUGCGACAGCAGCUGGAGAUGUACUCUCUGGCCAGAAAAUUUGAUCAGCAGCAAGGCCAGACAGACAGCGUGCAGCUCUCCAUGGAAUGAGAGCAGGCGGAGUCCCCCUCCUCCUCCUCCUCCUCCUCCUCUCUCGGUCAGAGAAACAUUCGUGCAACUUCAAGUCCGUCUGCACGUGGAUAGGAAAAGGACUUAGAAGGCUGGACUGGUCAGCGACUGUGAAUGAGACACAACUCCUUUCCUGGUUGUUUCUGUUUGGCCCCCCCCGCUGAGACGAGUCUCUCCAUUCACCGUCUGUCGUCUCCCAUGGACCAGAGCUGGAGGGAUGAAUGGAAGCCAGCAACGCUUGUGAGUGUGGAAUCUUGCAGGUCUGCUGCUGCGGCACACAGUCACGUCAUUCCUUACACUAUAUUUGUGACACUACUCUGCGGUGUCACAAAUAUAGUGACGUGUCAUUCUACCAUGAAUUUUUUUUUGCUCACCAAACAUGAUGCUUCAAAUUUAACCUAAGUUAUGGAUGUUUUUUUUUUACUUGUUUGUAAGAUAUGUUUUGUGAGAAGUGGUAUAGUAAAAUUGAGUGAAAAUAAACCUACAGUGAUAGAGACUGGAAAUUA
Scophthalmus maximus (turbot) is the source of this 994-nucleotide messenger RNA. It is a transcript of the gene smim19, whose product is annotated as small integral membrane protein 19. The record is from RefSeq and is a predicted model, not a curated record. The transcript has 3 exons. Lineage: Eukaryota; Metazoa; Chordata; Actinopteri; Pleuronectiformes; Scophthalmidae. The coding region runs from base 153 to 470 and encodes 105 amino acids.